AUGGCCGUCGACGCCGCCACCGCCCCCUCCGAGCUCGACGGCAGCAUCCGCGGCGAGGGGGAGGUCGCGGCCAAGCCGCCCCCCUCCGCCGCUGCACCGGCGGCGCGGGAGAGCCCCGAGGAGCUGGACCGGAGGUACGCUCCGUACGCGCGGCGGGACGCGUACGGGCCCAUGGGCCGCGGCCCCCUGGGGGCGGCGGAGGCGGCGCGGAUGGCCGUGGCCGCGGCCGUGCUCCUCCCGCUCCGGGUCGUGGCCGGCGUGCUCGUGCUCGUCGCCUACUACCUCGUGUGCCGCGUGUGCACGCUGUGGGUGGAGGAGGAGCGGGCGGGGGGCGAGGGCGAGGGCUACGCGCGGCUCCAGGGGUGGAGGCGGGCGUGGGUCGUGCGCUGCGGCCGCGCCCUCUCACGUGCCAUGCUCUUCGUCUUUGGCUUCUACUGGAUCCGCGAGCACGACCGCCGCUUCCCCGAUGCCGAGGGCAAGGAUCUGGGCCACUCUGAAUUAUUGGAAAGACCAGGGGCAAUCGUAUCUAAUCAUGUAUCAUAUGUGGAUAUUCUUUAUCACAUGUCAUCUUCUCUUCCAAGUUUUGUUGCUAAGAGAUCAGUGGCCAGAUUGCCCCUAGUUGGUCUCAUAAGCAAAUGCAUUGGUUGUAUUUUUGUUCAGCGAGAGUCUAAAACUUCGGAUUUCAAAGGUGUUUCAGAGGGCACAACUACAAACGGGGAUUAUCUCCUUCCAUUCAAGACAGGGGCCUUUCUUGCAAGAGCACCAGUUCAACCUGUCAUUUUAAGAUACCCUUACAAGAGAUUCAGUCCAGCAUGGGACUCCAUGGAUGGGGCACGCCAUGUAUUUCUGCUCCUUUGUCAGUUUGUGAAUCAUCUAGAGGUUGUGCAUUUGCCUGUGUACUAUCCUUCUGAGCAAGAAAAGGAUGAUCCGAAGCUCUACGCAGAUAAUGUACGGAAAUUAAUGGCAGUGGAGGGAAACUUGAUUCUUUCAGAUCUUGGGUUAGCGGAGAAGCGAGUGUACCAUGCAGCCCUGAAUGGUAAUAAUAGUCUGCCUCGUGCCUUACACAAGAAAGAUGAUUGA
This is a messenger RNA of Triticum turgidum subsp. durum (durum wheat), 1080 nucleotides long. The record is from the annotation of a GenBank genome assembly. Lineage: Eukaryota; Viridiplantae; Streptophyta; Magnoliopsida; Poales; Poaceae.